CCCACCUUGCAUCUGCAGAAAAAGGAUUGACAGUCGCCCGCGUUGAAAGGAAAAAGGUGAAAUUCUUGCGGCGGAAAAAAGGGAGCAUUUUCCACAGAUUUAUAAUCACUUUCACUGCACCUGGCGAACUUAAUUUCCCGACGCGCGAAACACGCACGAAACGGUGGAAAGCCCACCACCCGCUCGAAAUCGUGGUAGUUUGCAAAGGAUUUGGAAAGUGUGUCUCGCUGUGCGUGUGCGCCUGCAUACACAUUCGCAUUCACCGCACACAGGAACACACACACAGCACAGCGGACAGGCAGCUGCCUCAGACAAGCAAGCCUUGCAUUUUCUUCGGGGCGACAUCUUUUUUUUUUUGUUUCUUAAUUCAAGUGCGGGUUUGCUUCGAGAGUGUUCGCGGUACGCGCCGGACGGGACGGACAAAUCGUGCGGAGAAUUAGCAACACAGUGUUGUUGACACGGCCGGUGCAAAGUUUGCCGAGAGUGCGAAUUUGCGUUCGAUCUUAUCGCCAUCCCAGUUUCGGAAACGUGCUCCCCUAUCCGCCAAGGCCGCGUUGUUGCACAGAGAGUCAUUUGCAAAUAGCUUUGCUGUGAUAGCGUAGUGCCGGAGAGGAGGACGUGCACAAAACCGAAGGGCAAACGUUCUUUCAGAGCCCCCCUGCGAAACCAAACGGGCGUGUGUGUGAGAGCACCAUAGAGAAGCUCCGGUUGAGACUGCUUCCUUCGUGGUGCCGUACAGAAUGUCGUGGGAACCGCAGCCUGAUGGCUUGAGCCAGAUCAUCACACUGCUGAAGCAGUCACAAUCAACGGACAACAUGGUACAGCGUGCUGUGCAGUUGAAAUUGGAAGAGCUGAACCAGUAUCCGGACUUUAACAACUAUUUGAUCUACGUGCUGACGAAGCUAACGUCCGAGGAUGAGCCGACGCGAUCGCUGUCCGGGUUGAUAUUGAAGAACAACAUCCGCAUCCACGGCACCGAGCUGCAGCCGGCCAUCAUCGAGUACAUCAAGCAGGAGUGUCUGAUGGCGCUCGGCGACCCGUCGCCGCUGAUCCGGGCGACAGCCGGCAUCCUCAUCACCACGAUCGCCAACAAGGGCGGACUGCAGAACUGGCCGGAGCUGCUGCCGACGCUGUGCGAUAUGCUCGACUCGCAGGACUACAGUGUGUGCGAGGGUGCGUUCGGGGCGCUGCAGAAAAUCUGCGAAGACUCGGCCGACGUGCUGGACAGCAGUGCGCUCAAUCGGCCGCUGAACAUCAUGAUACCCAAGUUUCUGCAGUUCUUCCGCCACUCGAGCCCGAAGAUCCGGUCGAACGCGAUUGCCUGCAUCAACCAGUUCAUCAUCAACCGCACGCAGGCGCUAAUGGUGCACAUCGAUACGUUCAUCGAGAAUCUGUUCCACCUGUCGUCGGAUGAUGAUCGCGAGGUGCGCAAGAACGUGUGCCGCGGGCUGGUGAUGCUGCUGGACGUGCGCAUGGACCGGUUGAUGCCGCACAUGAACAGCAUCAUCGAGUACAUGCUGAUCCGGACGCAGGAUUCGGACGAAACGUCGCUGGAAGCGUGCGAGUUUUGGCUGACGCUGGCGGAGCAAUCCAUCUGCAAGGAAGUGCUGACGCCGCACCUGCCCCGCUUGGUGCCGGUGCUCGUGCGGGGUAUGAAGUACAGCGACAUCGACAUCAUCAUCUUGAAGGGCGAUGUGGAGGAGGAUGAGAUGAUCCCGGACCGGGAGGAGGACAUUAAGCCCCGGUUCCACAAAUCGCGCACACACACCCAGAAACCGUCGCUCGGCGGUGGUGCGAGCGGAGCGGACGGUGCGGUCCGAGCGAUGGAGGGCAAUGACGACGACGAAGACAUCGACGAUCCGUACGAUGAAAUGGACGACGAUAGCAAUCUGUCGGAUUGGAAUUUGCGCAAAUGCAGUGCCGCUGCGCUGGAUGUGCUGGCAAAUGUGUUCAAGGAUGACUUCUUGCCAAUCCUGUUGCCGAUCCUGAAGGAAACCCUGUUUCACGAGGAAUGGGUCAUUAAGGAGAGCGGCAUCCUGGCGCUGGGCGCGAUCGCGGAGGGCUGCAUGAACGGCAUGGUGCCGCAUCUGCCCGAGCUGAUCCCGUACCUGAUCGUGUGUCUGUCGGACAAGAAGGCGCUGGUACGGUCGAUCACCUGCUGGACGCUGUCGCGCUACGCCCACUGGGUGGUAAGCCAGCCGCACGACCAGUAUCUGAAGCCGCUGAUGAAGGAGCUGCUGAAGCGCAUACUGGACGCGAACAAGCGCGUCCAGGAGGCGGCCUGUUCCGCGUUUGCCACGCUGGAGGAGGAGGCGUGCACCGAGCUGGUCCCGUACCUGGGCUUCAUACUCGACACGCUCGUGUUUGCGUUCCGGAAGUAUCAGCACAAGAAUCUGCUCAUCCUGUACGACGCGAUCGGUACGCUGGCGGACUCGGUCGGCCACCAUCUGAACAAGCCGGAGUACAUCAGCAUGCUGAUGCCACCGUUGAUCGAGAAGUGGAACAAUCUGAAGGACGAGGAUAAGGAUCUGUUCCCGCUGCUGGAGUGUCUGUCCAGCGUUGCCACCGCGCUGCACUCGGGCUUUCUGCCCUACUCGGAGCCGGUCUAUCGUCGGUGCAUUUCGCUGAUACAGCAAACGCUGAACCAGGAUUUGGCCAGCACCACCAGCCCGGGCCAGUUCGAGCAGCCGGACAAGGACUUUAUGAUAGUGGCGCUGGACUUGCUGUCCGGGCUGGCGGAGGGCCUGGACUGUUACAUCGAGUCGCUGGUGUCGAGCAGCAACAUUAUGCAGCUGCUUUACCAGUGCAUGCAAGACUCGAUGCCCGAGGUUCGCCAAUCGUCGUUUGCGUUGCUAGGCGAUCUGACCAAGGCUUGCUUCCAGCACGUGCAUCCACACAUUGCGGACUUUUUGCCCAUUCUGGGCCACAACCUGAACCCGGAGUACAUCUCGGUGUGCAACAACGCGACGUGGGCUAUUGGCGAGAUCAGCAUCAAGCUGAUGGAAGAUACAAAGCCGUACAUUCCGAUGGUGUUAGCACCGCUGAUUGAAAUCAUCAACAAUACCAACACCCCCAAGACACUGUUGGAAAAUACUGCGAUAACAAUUGGGCGUCUAGGUCUCGUGUGCCCCGUAGAAGUGGCCCCCUCAUUGCAACAGUUUGUGCGACAGUGGUGCUCAUCGCUGCGAAACAUUCGCGACAACGAGGAAAAGGACUCGGCCUUCCGUGGCAUGUGUCAGAUGAUUACGGUCAAUCCGGUCGGCGUGGUGCCGGAUUUUAUCUUCUUCUGCGAUGCCGCCGCCUCCUGGAUGACACCGAAGAAGGAUCUACACGAAAUGUUGCAAAAGAUCCUGCACGGUUUUAAGAUGCAAGUUGGUGAAGAAAAUUGGGCCCGUUUCGUUGAGCAGUUCCCGCCCCAGCUGAGCGAGCGGUUGGCCGUAAUGUACAGCAUCUAAGCACCGGCAGCAUUGCAUCGCUCGUUCCAUAAACGCAAACAUUACAGCCACCCAAAAGGUUCUCCAACGCGGGAGCGGUGAGUGUAUAUACAUAAUGGGGCAAAUGCUACUAUUAUUAUUUCCAUCAUUUUUGUCAUCCACGAAUGGAACUGUCAACACGGAUGAUCUUGAUUGUUUUUUAUUUUUUUUUUAAAGAAUGGUUAGCGAAAGACGGCCACGAAUUAGUCGUAUUAGAUACAUACCGUGCACAUAUUCUUCUGCCACGAGUUGACAAAAGCUGCCAAGUAAUCAGCUGAGCUUGUAUAUUUUUUUAUCAACAAAGUUGUGAACAAUGCAUUCAAAUUGUAGGCUUGUUUUUUGGAAAUUAUACUAGCCUUCGAUGCUCCAACCACUAUUGCACGAUGCAAAAGGAAUUAAGUAGUUUGGUUUCUAUCUUUUUUCAUGGUACAGAAGUGAGAUUUCGAACUACGGGAGAUGAAAAUGGGGAUUUGCAGAUAGAAUGCAGGCAGAAAACCCUACAGAAAGGGAAUGAUGUUGGCCGUAUGGAUGCGUUGAAACAUUCAAUUGUAAAAUAUAACACCGCGGGCAUUAGGCCCCUCUUUUUUCAUCUUCAUCUCUCAGCCGAAAUACAAGCAAAAAAGGAAGGCGAGGCUAUCAAUCAAUCGCUCAUUAUCUCUACUCUAAAACUUAGCCCCCAAAAGCGUGAAUUGAUGCAAUGAUAUCCGUCAUUUAAUAUCGGUUUUACCAUGGAAGCAUGGGACGCGCAAUAAUGAUUAGAAAAUGAACACCACGUGGAGAACAUUCCGUUCUCUUCGGUUUUUUUUUAUUUGUUUUAGUUUGUGUCGUAGGAUGAACACAUAGUUUUGCUGUAGUUGUUUUAGGAGGGCGUGUAUUAUAUAUUUUAAACACACAGGAUCGUAGAAAGAGAAAACGGAAGAGCAGCAACGCCCGCGCAGUUUAUUGCAUGUAAAUUGUUACGCGCUCCGUGUAAUUGUGUUAUAAAUUGUUUUUCACACACUCUCCA
Messenger RNA from Anopheles coluzzii, 4479 nucleotides. It is a transcript of the gene Tnpo, whose product is annotated as transportin-1. NCBI's taxonomy places the organism in Eukaryota, Metazoa, Arthropoda, Insecta, Diptera, Culicidae. Gene Ontology annotation, cellular component: nucleus; cytoplasm. Gene Ontology annotation, molecular function: small GTPase binding; nuclear import signal receptor activity. The transcript is spliced from 7 exons. Bases 741 to 3455 code for a protein of 904 amino acids. Gene Ontology annotation, biological process: protein import into nucleus. The record is from RefSeq and is a predicted model, not a curated record.